UACGUGGAAAAUGUUUGCCCUGCCAGAGCAGAAAUAUGAUUUAUCAGGAAUAAAAAACCAAAAAAUCUAAAAUUGGCACAUUUAACCAAAUGAUUAGUUCAAUCCUUUCGUUGUGCUUCCCUUUCAACCACGAUUAUGACUCCAUAUGAAGGCGGCUAGAGAAAUCGAUGAGUUUUGGCCAAAGUUAAUUAAUUACAAGCAACAAGUGCUCUUCGUGGGUUGUAUUCCCAACUGAUUUUAUCUUUGGUAAUCGAAAUGACAGGCUCUAAUAAAUAAUACCUUUAUGUGUAGCCUGAUUGAAGCCCAGUUGCUUGGCGGAAAGUUAGUGAACAGGGUCAUGACUUCUCUAAGGAGAACUAUACAACGUAGCCUGGGCUACUUUUGUGCCCUUAAUGGAAUCCUGGACUUCAAUGCGGAUAUUGGGACACGAAAUUUGCGCAGAUACCGCGUCCUUUUCAUGUACCGUCUAUUGCACAACUGCGCGGUUAUCAGCCUGACGUUAAAGUUUCUGUUGGAUUUCGCGGACCAUUUUAAAUAUAUCGAAAGAUCCACGUUGAUGACUAUUAACUUUUUCACAUAUUUUACUUUGGUCUUCUUUGCGGUGCUUAGCUCCAUGGGAUCGUGCUACCAAUGGCAAAAUAGAAUCCUUGCAGUUCUGAAGGAGCUGAAACAUCAAAGGGAUCUGAGCAGGCACAUGGGAUACAGGGUGCCAAGGAGUAAACUGAAUUCCAUUGACUACUUGUUGAUUGGACUCAUCGUUCUUCUGAUCCUUCGUCUCAGCAUCCAUUUGGCCACGUUUACGCUCAGCGCCAGGAUGGGGUUCAAUCAUCCCUGCAGCUGCUUCCUGCCGGAGUGCAUGAUCUUUGCCAUGAACUACCUGCUGUUCGCCAUUCUAGCUGAAAUAACCCGGUGUUGGUGGCGUUUGCAGUCGGGACUGAAGAUGGUACUCCUGGAUCCGCAUUUAUCAACUGUCGCCUCCAAGUUAUGGGAGAUUAAAAGGCUGCACACCAGAUUCCAGCGCCUAAUUGACUUAACCUCAGAAGUGUGUUCCAUCUUCAGGUAUGUCACUCUUGCCUACAUGGCUCGCAAUCUUUGGAGUGGCAUUGUGGCGGGAUAUCUUUUGGUACGCUUCGUUAUCGGUAAUGGAUUGCUGGACGUUGAGCUUGUGUACCUGGUUUUCUCGUUCAUCACCUGCAUUCAACCUUUGAUGCUCUCGCUCCUGGUGAAUAGCAUGACCAGCACGACAGGAUCAUUAGUGGAGGUGACCAGGGAUAUUUUGAAAAUACCCCACAAGAAAAGCGCGAAGGUGGAACGAAGUAUCGAAUGGCUGUCGCUGCAAUUGACUUGGCAGCACACGCACGUCUCUAUCUUUGGCAUAUUUCGCAUAAAUCGCUCUUUAGCUUUCCGGAGUGCAUCAUUUAUCCUGGUGCACGUGCUCUACAUGGUGCAGUCCGACUAUAUUUCGAUAACCAAGUGA
Messenger RNA from Drosophila simulans, 1477 nucleotides. It is a transcript of the gene Gr85a, whose product is annotated as putative gustatory receptor 85a. The record is from RefSeq and is a predicted model, not a curated record. Gene Ontology annotation, cellular component: membrane. Lineage: Eukaryota; Metazoa; Arthropoda; Insecta; Diptera; Drosophilidae. Bases 284 to 1477 code for a protein of 397 amino acids. Gene Ontology annotation, biological process: sensory perception of taste. The transcript is spliced from 2 exons.